Molecule: messenger RNA, 2799 nt
Organism: Topomyia yanbarensis
Lineage: Eukaryota; Metazoa; Arthropoda; Insecta; Diptera; Culicidae
Product: sodium/potassium/calcium exchanger 3-like
Exons: 7
Coding region: 621-2396 (591 amino acids)
Biological process (GO): intracellular calcium ion homeostasis; calcium ion transmembrane transport
Cellular component (GO): membrane
Molecular function (GO): calcium, potassium:sodium antiporter activity; calcium channel activity
Source: RefSeq, a predicted model, not a curated record
UUUAUCGGUCCGUUGUCAAUAUGAACACUAAAACUUUUGGUUUUAAUGUCGCUUCUGAUAUUGCUACUUAUCCAACACAUGUUUAAUUCAGUGCCUUGCCAGAACUCGUGAUAUACGGAUUUCAACCGAAAAAUCGAAAAACGUUAUCCAGAUGGUUUAGUAUAGUAGUGUUGAUCUAUCGGCUAAGUAGGAAGGAACGAUCAAUUGCAAAUGAAACGACGUAAAAGUAGUGUCUGAAGUCCAUCGUGACUGAAUUUAGCGCGUGCUUCAGAAGGAGAAAGGGACGUGGUUGGUUGCAAGAGACACCAAGGAACCGUUUAUCUUGGUGGAGUCUGCAACUGUUCCGUUGUUGAAAAGCUCUGUUCUGUGACCAAACGCCGUUAUUUAAUUUGGAUUGUUGUCAAAUUGCUGCAGAAUGCUCCUAUAAGCUAUAUUGGGGUGUUUAAGUUGGAUGUAAGAACUUUUUGUAAUAGUAGUUAAUGUGUAUGAAAAGUGUUAUUCCCGUGCGGUACUGGUUACAAUAUAGUGUUUUGUUUAACGGAUCAUUGUCCGAUUUUCUUGGAAGCUGCUAAAUAAGUGUGUUUUGUUGGGUCGCUUAGAACAAAAAAUCGAGAGCAUCAAUGGGUACUAGAAGAUAUAACCUUCUCUAUUUAUCUGUGUUCCUUAUCCCUUGGAUCGGAGUUUACUGCAUGGUACCUGAUGUCAGACCAGUGGAUGAUCGUAUAGUGCAUCCGGAUCUAGAUGUAGACCCAGCUGAGCACAUACCGGAAGCUCCCGUCCGUAGGAACUAUAGCUCAGUAAACGUUCAUCAUGUAGUGUACGGUGGUAUCAGUCCCGCUGACUUGACGCUGGACGAACGAAUCGAACUGGAGAAAUACAUCUGGCACUGGUACCCGUACCGACGAAUAAACUACGAAGUGCUGGAAGAUGGCAGCAGAGUAGAACUGUCCUGUGAUGAAGGAUCAGCAAUUGACGAGCUGCCGGAUGACAUUUUUACUCAGGAACAGCGGCUGCAGGGAGCUAUAAUUCUUCACUUUAUCGGUGCUAUUUACUUCUUCACCAUCUUGGCGUAUAUCGUAAGCGAGUACUUUCUACCGUCGGUGGAAUGUAUCUGUGAAGACCUUAAGCUAACCCAGGAUGUUGCCGCGGCAACCUUUAUGGCCAUAGCCGGAAGUAUUCCCGAGUUCUUCACUAACACGAUCAGCACAUUUAUCGCUGACUCCGACAUGGGUCUAGGUACCGUGUUAGGAUCGCUUCUGUUUAAUACGUUAGGAGUCGCUGCUUUGGCUGGAUUGGCUACUAGGAAGCCCGUCCAGCUCGAUUGGUGGCCUUUGACUCGGGAUUCCAUCGUUUUCAGCAUUCACGUGGGCCUUCUAAUUGCUUUCGCCUGGGACGGUCGGAUCUAUUGGUACGAGGCUAUGGUAUUUGUCAUUCUGUUGGCCGUCUAUUUCCUGAUCAUGUUCCAGAAUAGAAGAAUUAUGAACUUUGCUAAAAAGUACAUCGAAGUAAAGUGGAAUUUGUGUGCACGUGUUGUUCGGGAAAUUGAAGCAACUGAAAAGGCAGAAGCGGAAGCAGCAGCACAAGCGGAAAAAGAAGGUAGCGGUGUGAAAUCGAUAACCACUACGCCGCGUAGGACUUUGGAAAAGCCGGGCACUCGCAUGUCCACUGCGUCGAUUCUUUCGGACCAAAUGGCUGAAACUCCUCUGAAAGCGGGAGAAUUGCAUAUACCAUCUCGACACGUGAUUCCCGAAUCGGAGGAAUAUCCGAACAUGACAUUGUGGAAAGUUUCCAAAGAAACUUGGCUGCGUGGUUUCUGGUGGUUUUACAGCUGGCCAAUACGUUUAGUAUUGACUUUUAUGAUACCGAAUCCAGCAACCAUGCGUCGUUGGUACCCUCUAACGUUUGUUAUGUGCAUCAUUCUUAUCGGGUGCUGCUCUUUCUUUACAUUUUGGAUGAUGUCAAUCAUCGGUUACACCUUGGGAAUACCUGACACGGUAAUGGGAUUAACCUUUUUGGCCUUUGGUGGCUGCAUGCCAGAAGCCAUUUCGGCGGUUAUUGUCAUUAGAACUGGCAGCGGUGCUAUGGGAGUAUCAAACGCUAUGGGGGCAAACUCGUUGGCGAUCCUGUUUUCGCUAGGCUUGCCAUGGUUCAUCCGUACGGUGGUCGACGGAGCUAGUACUACGAACGCAUACUACGUGAUCGCCUCCUACGGUAUGCAAUAUUCGAUCAUCUCGCUACUAUUCGCAAUUGCUUUUCUCUACGUUGUCAUUUAUGUGGCGAAAUUUAAAUUGCGGAAGCGCGUUGGUCUGGCCUUGUUCUUCGGGUACGGCAUAUUGGUCACCUUUAUGUUGCUAAACGAAUUGGACAUCUUCUUCCCAUCGGGUGACGAAUGCUGACAGAAGAUGCUGGUUCAUACUUGAAUCGAAUAGAAAUAUGCUAUAGAGUGCAGGUUUUCGCUUUAUUGUUUUGCCACUAGCAAAGCAGUGGCAGUUGUUAAGAAUAAAAAAGAUACUCGACCGCCGAAUAUUCUUAGAUUAGUGAUCAAAUGUUAUCUAAAUGAAUUACCCCUAUGUUGCAACCGGUAGUAUGACGAUGUGAUAUUUUUACAAUGAACAAAUUGAUAUUAUGUUGCUGGAAACAUAUGAAGCGUUUGUUGUAUUCACUCCUUCCGUAGGUCUCUGUUAGAUUUAAACAAUUUAUUUAUAUUAUGAUACUUAUUUCGCGAAAUCAUUUAUUUAUAUGCUCUACAGAUAAAAUCAAUUUAGGGGCUGCAAAUAAAUGUAGAAAAGUUACCGACGA